AUGGGGCAUGAAUGGGUUUGGUUGGAUUCUGAACAAGACUAUCCCAAUGACUCUGAGUUGAGCAACGAUUGCAGGUCACUCUUCAGCUCAUGGGACUCCAGUUUGGAUCUUGAUAUGGGCAGCUGGAGGGAAACUGAGGAGCCAGGGGCUGAGGAACUAGAGGAAAGCAGCCCAGGGAGAGAACCUCGUGAGCUGCUUGUGGGGGACGGAGGCAGUGAGGAAUCUCAGGAAGAGGCGGAGCAUGUCAGCCGCCAGAACCUCCUCCACUUUCUCUCUGAGGUAGCUUAUUUAAUGGAGCCAUUGUGCAUUAGCAGCAAAGAAUCAGGUGAAGGCUGCUGCCCCUCAUCUGGCACCAGACAACAAGAGGCGAGGGGAAUUGAAGCUACUGAAGGAGAGGGGGAGCCCUGCAAAGAGCCUGAAGAGCUUUCAGCCAAGGUAGACCCCUUGGUAGCUGAGAAGUCAUUACUGGGAGAAAAUGGAAGGCCAGAGGUGGCUCCACCUCCCUCAGAUAUUUGGGCACUUCAGGAACAACCCACAGAGAGUGAAGAGGGGGAGGUUCAGCAAGAAUCCAAAGAGGAGGACCAGAGUGAAGGGUAUGUGUCAGAGAUGGAAGAUCAGCGUUCUUCAGGUGAGUGUGAUGAUAGCUUCAGCAUCCAGGAGACUCCUCUGGUGGAUAUCCUUUUCAGCCGUGCUACCUCCUCAAAGCUUUCUGAUCUAGGCCAUAGUGACCCUGUUCAGGAUCACUUGCUAUUUAAGAAGACUCUCCUGCCAGUCUGGAAGAUGAUAGCCAGUCACAGGUUCAGCAGUCCGUUUCUGAAGCCUGUGUCAGAAAGGCAGGCCCCAGGAUACAAGGAUGUGGUGAAAAGACCCAUGGACUUAACUAGCCUGAAAAGGAAUCUGUCUAAGGGACGGAUUCACACCGUGGCUCAGUUCCAGAGGGACCUGAUGCUGAUGUUCCAGAAUGCUGUGAUGUACAAUGACUCUGAUCAUCAGGUGUACCAUAUGGCUGUGGAGAUGCAGCGAGAAGUCUUGGAGCAGAUUCAGGUGCUGAGUAUUUGGUUAGACGAAAGAAGAGACUUAAAUAGUCUGGAAUGAGAACUAACCAACCCCAUGGAUGAUGGGAAACCUGUUUUGCUAACUUGGAGCUGCUACCCUGAACUUUUCUGGAAUUUGGAUCUUUCAUUGAGACUCCGACCUAGAGAAGAUCCCAGUACUUGUUUACCACUUCUCUGUUGUCUUUUCCAAUAAGAAUAAUGCCUUAACUUACAACCAAAGAAUUAAAGGUGCCCGUGGACAUAAUACAAAGAAAACACGGGAAACUGAGAU
Molecule: messenger RNA, 1326 nt
Organism: Eubalaena glacialis (North Atlantic right whale)
Lineage: Eukaryota; Metazoa; Chordata; Mammalia; Artiodactyla; Balaenidae
Product: bromodomain-containing protein 8-like
Exons: 7
Coding region: 1-1095 (364 amino acids)
Cellular component (GO): NuA4 histone acetyltransferase complex
Molecular function (GO): protein binding
Source: RefSeq, a predicted model, not a curated record